AUGCCACCUAAAAAACGAUUAUCAUUAUCUCGAAAUUCGAGAGAAGCUAAGAGAAUGAGAAAUGUGCGUUCUCGAGAAUCGGCAGAGGAAAGAGCACAUCGGUUAAACUCUAUGAGAGUUAGUGCCUCAACUUCUCGAGCCAAUAAAAGCUCUCCAGAUAGAGAGAUUCGAUUAGCAGCUGACAGAGCGAGACGAGCUAUAUCACGGGCGUCUCAAAGUUCUUCUCAACGAGAGGUAAGGCUUACCAUUGACCGAGAACAACAUGUGUUAUCCCGAGAAGCUGAAACUGCUUCACAACGAGAAUUGCGGCUCACAGCUGACCGCGAACGGCAUUCAUUAUCUCGCAAGUCCGAAACCUACACAGAGAGGGAAUUACGUCUCACAGCUGACCGCGAACGGCAUGUACUAUUCCGUGAGUUCGAAACCUUCACUGAGAGGGAAUUACGUCUCACAGCUGAUCGCAAACGGCAUGUACUAUCCCGUGAGUCCGAAACCUACACUGAGAGGGAAUUACGUCUCACAGCUGACCGCGAACAGCAUACAUUAUCUCGCGAGUCCGAAACCUACACCGAGAGGGAAUUACGUCUCACAGCUGAUCGCGAACGUCAUAUUUUAUCUCGAGAAUCUGAAACUUUUACUCAAUAUGAAGACCGUUCGACAAAUGAUAGGGUGCACCAUAAUAUUAUUCGAUCUUUUGAAGAUGAACAUGAGCACGAACAACGACUAGAGUCGGUACGCGAAUAUUACAAUUCUUUGAGACAAGAACGAUUAAUAAGUUUGUCUAAUGAAAGAUUAAGAAUUGAAAAUAUUCGGUCUCUUGAAACGGACGAACAGUGA
Molecule: messenger RNA, 837 nt
Organism: Parnassius apollo (apollo)
Lineage: Eukaryota; Metazoa; Arthropoda; Insecta; Lepidoptera; Papilionidae
Source: the annotation of a GenBank genome assembly